ACCCAACUGAAUCUCUUAAAUUCCCGGUACCUCGCUCUCUCUUCUUUGCUUUGUACGCUGUUCCACGCAUGGCUAGCUGAGACUUGAGAAGCCUUUGGCUUCGUCUUGACUUUCUCCAAGGUAUGGCAAAGCGGACGGCCGCAACGCUGCUUCUUCUCUUGGUGUGCGCCAUCGCCGGACUUCAUGCCAGUGCGACGGCCACAGAUAACCAAGACAUUUCUGCACUUCGAGGUCUUAUGGGUUACAUGAAGAACAUGCCUUCGGGCUGGGGGAAGUCGAACGAUCCCUGCGGUUCGGAGCCAUGGGAGGGAGUCACCUGCAGUGGCACUCGGGUGACAGAGCUGAAAUUGUACAACAUGGGGCUUAGAGGAAAGUUGAGCGGUGACAUCGCAGCCCUAACUGCGCUGAGGACCCUGGAUCUUUCCUAUAAUAUUGAUCUAGGCGGCCAAGUUACACCUGACAUUGGAAACUUGCAACAGCUUGAAGCCUUAAUGCUGGUAAGUUGCAGCUUCAGUGGUACCAUCCCCAGUGAAAUAGGAAAACUAACUCAGCUCAAAUUUUUGGCUCUGAAUUCAAACCAGUUCAUUGGGAACAUACCUUCUUCUCUAGGAAGCCUCUUCAAACUCUCUUGGUUGGACUUGGCAGACAACCAAUUGAGUGGCUCUUUGCCCGUCUCUAAUGGCUCGGUCCCUGGACUAGAUCAGCUUGUUAACACGCAGCACUUCCAUCUCAACAAGAAUAGGCUUUCAGGUCCGAUCCCAGAAAAGCUUUUUAGCUCCAAUAUGCGGCUGAAACAUUUACUUCUAGAUAGAAAUAAAUUAGAUGGGACAAUUCCAGCUUCUAUAGGAACUGUACAAACACUUGAGAUUAUUCGUCUUGACAAUAAUUUUUUGGGAGGCCCAGUUCCUUCUAACAUAAACAAUCUUACCAGUCUUCAUGUCCUAAAUUUAGCAAACAAUAAUUUAAUUGGACCUAUGCCAAAUCUAACUGGAUUAAAUAGCCUCAAUAUUAUCGAUCUCAGCAACAAUUCAUUUAAUCCUUCUGAAGCUCCCGCAUGGAUUUCAGAAAUUGAAAAUGUCACCACUUUGGCUAUUGAAUCUGGGAGACUUCGUGGACAAGUUCCACAAAAACUCUUUAGCUUUCCUCGAUUGCAGCAAGUGAUACUUAAGAACAACUCCUUUAAUGGCACUCUAGACAUGGGGAGCAACAUUAGUGAACAACUGCAAGUUGUGAAUCUCGAAAGCAAUUCUCUUACCUCGGUAGCACUUAGCUCGAGCUAUAACAAUUCAAUAUUGCUCAGUGGAAAUCCUGUGUGCAGCAAUAUUCACCUAAUAGGGACAAACUAUUGUUCUCCCCCACAAAACUUCUCACCAAUUUACUCAACUGGUCUUUCCAACUGUGGUGGAAAAUCAUGUUCUACAAAUAAUUCAUGUUCACAUCCAUACGAGGGAAUUCUGUUCUUUAGAGCGCCAUAUUUUCGAGAUCUUAGAAAUGAGACUGCAUUCCAAUUAUUGGAGAAUAGUAUUUGGGAGCAGUAUGGUCCAAAUUUAGGGUCAAUGUCUCUUCAAAAUCCCUUUUUUGACAAUGAUUCAUAUUUGGAAGUGCAUUUAGUACUCUGUCCCUUGAAUGGAACCUACUUCAAUGUAAAGGAUAUUCUUGAGAAUCUUGAUCUGAGUAGCAACAUCUAUACAGCUCCACAAGUCUACGGGCCAUUCUACUUUGGAGCAUUUCCGUACUCUUUUCCAGGACCAUCACGUAUGUAUAUAGGUCUGAUAGUGGGAUUGGUAGUUGGAUGUACACUUCUUGUUAUUGGGCUUGCUAGUGCUGGUUUCUAUGCUUUCCAGCAAAAGAAACGGGCAAAAAAAGCCAUUGAAAUGAGCAAUCCUUUUGCUACAUGGGAAGCUAGUUUUGAAGAUAGCGGUGCAGCACCUCAGUUGAAGGGGGCCAGAUUUUUUUCAUUUGAAGAACUCAAAAAGUGCACGAACAACUUCCCAGAAAUAAAUGUCAUUGGAUCAGGAGGGUAUGGGAAGGUCUAUAGAGGAAUGCUUCUAGAUGGGAGGAUGGUCGCAAUCAAGAGAUCAAAGGUCGGAUCAAGUCAAGGUGGUUUAGAGUUCAAGACUGAGAUCGAGCUGCUAUCUAGGGUUCACCACAAAAAUCUGGUAGAUCUUGUAGGCUUUUGCUUUCAACAGGGAGAGAGAAUGCUAAUAUAUGAGUAUGUACCCAAUGGAACACUCAGAGAGAGUUUGGCGGGUAAGGGUGACACUCAACUGGAUUGGAUGAGAAGACUUCAAAUUGCUCUAGACUCAGCAAGAGGACUGGCCUAUCUCCAUGAACUUGCAAAUCCUCCCAUCAUUCACAGAGACAUCAAAUCAGCCAAUAUCCUUCUGGAUGAAAAUCUAAAUGCCAAAGUUGCAGAUUUUGGUCUCUCAAAGUUGAUGACUGAUGGAGAAGUAGGUCAUAUCUCCACCCAAGUGAAGGGAACACUGGGCUACCUUGAUCCCGAGUAUUACAUGUCGCAAAUACUCACAGAGAAGAGUGAUGUCUAUAGUUUUGGAGUAGUUAUGCUGGAACUAAUAACUGGAAAUCCACCAAUACAUAAUGGAAAGUACAUAGUUUCUGUUGUGAAGUCUGCACUUAAUAAAAAUGACGUUUACUAUGGUUUGAAAGAUGUAAUGGAUCCUGUCAUUAGAGAAGCAACCCAUCUUGUAGGCUUCAGAAGGAUUGUGGAGCUGGCCUUGCUGUGUUUAGAGGAAUCAGCUACAGAUCGUCCAACAAUGGCCGAUGUCGUGAAGGAGAUCGAAGCUAUGCUGAAGAUGGAAGGAUUGAAUGCGAACACAACCGAAAAGUCUACAAAUGCUAUUGAUCUUACAGCAGCAGGUGCUUAUCCUUCUCAUCUUUAUGAUAAAAUAAUGACUCAGAAUGAAGUAAGUGGCAGUUCCUUUGCUUACAGUGGCAAUUAUUCUUUGCCAACAAAGUUGGAACCAAAAUAAUACCUUUAGUUUCUAUAACCCUGAAAUUGUUUUGUUCACAAUGCUUAAUGUCAUUGUGAAUCUUAGGAAUACAUUCUAUUUACUGUAUCAUACAAGUGAAAUUUCUUUUUGCCUCUGAAACCUUCUGUGUAAUUAUGUAAAAUUAACUAUAUUAGAAUUUAAACAUUUUUGCAAUGAUGAAAACGUGUAUGGAACAUUGAAAAUAGAAAUUCAAAUUUAGAGCUGUAA
This is a messenger RNA of Dendrobium catenatum, 3218 nucleotides long. RefSeq names its product probable leucine-rich repeat receptor-like protein kinase At5g49770. NCBI's taxonomy places the organism in Eukaryota, Viridiplantae, Streptophyta, Magnoliopsida, Asparagales, Orchidaceae. The coding region runs from base 123 to 2990 and encodes 955 amino acids. The transcript is spliced from 19 exons. Gene Ontology annotation, molecular function: protein kinase activity; ATP binding. The record is from RefSeq and is a predicted model, not a curated record. Gene Ontology annotation, biological process: protein phosphorylation.